UUGGUCUGUGUGUAAAAAAAAUUAGAAAAAAAAUGUCAAACAAAUAAAAUUGUCUGUAAAGAAAGUUGUCUCUGAAAAAAAAGUAUUUGUCUCUGAAAGCACAGACAUUUUCAAUGACAAAUUCUUUUUUUGCCAAUGACAGCCUAUACUGUCCCUGUUUUCUUUCCAUCAUGAGGGGAAAAACAAAUCAGUUAUUUUGCAUUUUGAAGGUGGGGUAUGAGGAAGAUGCUUUAAUCAGCCCUGCUUGUUGUGGAAUGCACUUCCUGGACAACAAACUGUCACAUGAAAUGUUGUAAUCAGGAAGCAACUUUUGUUUGAUCAUAUAAUGCGAGUUUCAGAGCCUGAGAAUCCAGUUUCAGGUGUUUUCUUUAGCUGACAAGGAUCUCAGAGGCGACUUCACCUGCAGGGAAACAUGUCUCACAGUGAGUAGUGAGGUUCUGUGCAUGAGUGUUUUUCUGUGUUCCUAAUGAAUUAUGUGAAGCAUUAAGUGUCAGUUUUAAGUCUCUUGCGUGUUGUUGUGCAGACAGUGUGACUGACACCAGGCAGAUGAUGGUGGUGAUAUCCACAGUGGAGGAAUGGUCAUCUCUGAAGUCUCUGCUGAAGGAAAGCUCUGGGGAUAAAUGUCGCUUCAGCUCUGUGGGAUCAAACCAAAUCUGUGACGUGACGGUGGAGCAUCACUCCAUCAGUCUGCAUUAUGCAGAUUUAACUGCAGACGUGACCGAGGAAGCCACGAGCCAGGCCAUGGAGGGCUGCUUCUGCUCCUGCAGGGAAGGGAUCGGCAUGUUCCUGCUGCUGAUCCGAGGUGGAUGCUACACCAAGCAGGAGAGGAGGAUGGUGGAGAUCCUGCAGGCCCACUUUGGAGCUGAGGCCUUAAAAUACCUGGUGGUUCUGUCUGUGGAGGACGGGGAGGUCGUGGACACGCUGGACGACGCCCUGCUGGGUUUAAUAAACGCUUGCGACGGCAGAUACUGUCGCUUCACGUCAGCUGAAGGCCUGCUCGCUCUGCUGGAGAUGGUGGACUUCAUGCUGGCUGAAAACGGGGUGGGCGGUUACACUGAAGAGAUGCUAAGAGCAGCCAAGAAGAGGAGCACGGAGGACUCGGCCUUGAACAUGCUGAAGCAGAAGGUUCAGGAGGCCGAGCAGAAGGAGGAGGCUUUCAAGCUGCUGCUUCAACAGCAUGAGGAGAGAAGAUCCAGAGAGCUGAAGGAGCUGAAGGCCAAACACGCCGAGGAGAGGAAGAAGGAAGCAGCUGAGGCAAAACACUACGAGACUAAAAGAGAGAGUCUGCAGGAGGCUCUGAUCAGCCACAGGGCCAUACUGCAGCUGCAGAUGAGCAGCACUGAGGAUGAUGAGGCUAAGAAGCUGUCCGUCGUCCUGCUGGGUCUCUCCGGCAGCGGGAAGUCUUCAGCCCUGAAUCUGAUUCUGGAUCGGGCAGGUAACCGGUACUCGGUCAACAGAUCGGGCCACGAGGCGGCUCCGACCACGACGACCUGCGUGAGGAAGGACGUGUUUGCGGCAGGGAGGCGGCUGGUUCUGGUGGACACCCCGGAGCUGUGGGACGAGGACGGAGCGGAGGACGUGGAGCUGGUGAAGGACUGCCUGGCCCUGGCUCUACCUGGACCCCACGUCUUCCUGCUGGUGCUGCAGGUGGGACGCUUCACCCAGGGGGAGGGCGACAUGCUGGGGCGCCUGCAGAGGAUCUUCGGACGGGAGUUUGCGGAACACGCCGUCGUCCUCUUCGUCCACUUUGAGGGCAAAACGAGGGAGAAGAUCGACGGCUACGUGGCCGGAGCUCACGCCGCCCUGCAGGAGCUCGUCAGGAAGUGCGGGAGUAGAUACUACGAGCUGAGCGUCGCAAAGUCCCAGAAUGCUUUGAGCUACCCUCAGGUGAAGGAUCUGCUGUCAGGAAUUAACAAACUGGCUGCUUCACACGGAGGACGGUCAUACGCAGUGAAAAGAUUUUCUGUUCAGGAGCUGCAGGAGAGAAAUAAAGCGAUUGAAGAGAGGAAGGAGGGAGCUCAGGAAGGGAACUUUCUAUUAAGGGAUGAAUAA
This is a messenger RNA of Acanthochromis polyacanthus (spiny chromis), 2052 nucleotides long. RefSeq names its product GTPase IMAP family member 6-like. Bases 547 to 2052 code for a protein of 501 amino acids. NCBI's taxonomy places the organism in Eukaryota, Metazoa, Chordata, Actinopteri, Pomacentridae. The record is from RefSeq and is a predicted model, not a curated record. The transcript is spliced from 2 exons. Gene Ontology annotation, molecular function: GTP binding.